UAUGAUGAUGAUGAUGAUGGCAGAAUGACAAUCCUCCUUACUUCAUUGAAAGGUCCACACACUAAAUUGGAGACACUAAGGCUAAACAGAUGUUCCCUGACCAAGAAAUGUUGUGAAGUGUUGGCAUCAGCUCUCAAGGCAAGCCUCUCUUCCCUGACAAAACUGGACCUGAGUCACGAUGACCUGCACGAUACAUGAGUGAAAUGGCUCUCCACUGGUCUGCAGAAUCCAAACUGUAAACUAGAGAUACUAAGGCUAUCAUUCUGUGGCGUGACAGAGGAGGACUGUAAUUAUUUGGCAUCAGCUCUGAGGUCCAACCCCUCCCAUCUAAGAGAGCUGGACCUGAGCUUCAAUCACCCAGGAGAAUCAGGCUUGAAGGUUCUUUCAGCUAGACUGGAGGAUCCACACUGUAGACUGGAGAAACUCAACGUGGACCAUAAUGAAGAGUUCUGGGUGAAACCACGGCUAUUUAGGAAGUAUGCUUGCAAGCUCACACUGGACCCAGACACAGCACACAGAUGCCUCUCUCCCUCUGAGAGGACCAAACAGGUGAGGUGUGUGUGUGUGUGUACCCGCUCAUUCAACAGGCACUGUGGUCCGAGGUACACUGCCAAUUUUAGGACAGCCUCGGCCUCAAGCCUCACUGAGGAUGCAGCAUCACAUGGCCUUACACAGCCCACUGUUUUUCUGUCACUGUUCUCUCUGGAUGGUGCUGUGGAAGGUCCUGUGGAAGGUGCUGUGGAAGGUGCUGUGGAUGAAGAGCGAUCCAGUCCCCUCAACUUUCCCUUUAUUCGGCUUUCGCUUUGUCACGGCUCGACCAAGGUCACGGCUGUGGUCCGGUGGUGGUCAGGGAGGACCCACACGGGUACAGAUGCUCUCAAUCAGGUCCUCCAGACCAUGGCUGUAAGGGAUAGUACCUCACAGAAGGGCGAUGAGUAG
This is a messenger RNA of Oncorhynchus masou masou (cherry salmon), 939 nucleotides long. Its product is annotated as NACHT, LRR and PYD domains-containing protein 5-like. The annotation marks the transcript as partial. Gene Ontology annotation, biological process: intracellular signal transduction. NCBI's taxonomy places the organism in Eukaryota, Metazoa, Chordata, Actinopteri, Salmoniformes, Salmonidae. The transcript has 4 exons. The record is from RefSeq and is a predicted model, not a curated record. Gene Ontology annotation, molecular function: protein binding.